UCCAUCCGGCCACCAGUCCACUGCCGCUGUUACGAACUAAUUAUUAAAAAAUAAAAUUAAAAAGUUACAUUAAAACUAUAUCGUGUUUCCGCGCCUUUUUUGGUGUUUAAGAGAGUAUUUGGGCUGAAGUUCUUAGUCGGAGAUGGAGCACGCCGAGUUCAGAGUGAAGGCCAAGGAGAUGGUAGACUACAUAGCGGACUACCUCGAGAACAUCCGCGAAAGGAAGGUGUACCCGAGCGUGCAGCCCGGGUACCUGCACAAGCGGCUACCCGCGACGCCGCCCGUGCAGCCCGAGGCUUGGGACGACAUCUUCAAGGACGUUGAUGACCAUAUCAUGCCUGGGCUGGUCCACUGGCAGUCCCCCCAUAUGCACGCUUACUUCCCCGCUCUGACGUCCUACCCCUCCAUCAUGGGGGACAUGCUGUCAAGUGCGCUCAACGUUCUUUGCUUCACCUGGGCAUCAUCACCAGCGGGCACAGAGCUGGAGACCAUCGCCAUGAACUGGCUCGGCAAGAUCCUGGGGCUCCCGGAGUGCUUCCUCAACGAGAAGAACGACAGCCCUGGAGGAGGCGUCAUACAGACGACUGCAAGCGAGGCCACACUGGUGAGCCUGCUCGCAGCCCGCACCAGGGCCCUCAUGGAGCUCUCCCGGCUGAACCCGGACCUGCAGUCUUCAGAGCUGCUCGGGCACCUCAUCUGCUAUUGUUCUGACCAGGCGCAUUCGUCGGUGGAGAAAGCUGGGCUUAUUGGUCUUGUACGCAUGCGUUACAUCGAAUCGGACGAGCAUCAGAGCAUGCGCGGCGCAGCACUAGAGGACGCUAUACUGGCUGACAAGGAAAAAGGACUAGUCCCUUUCUGGGUGUGUGCAACCCUCGGCACGACGGGUUCCGUGGCCUUCGACAAUUUGCGUGAAAUAGGCGCAGUAUGCGACAAGCAUGGCGCAUGGCUUCAUGUAGACGCCGCAUAUGCGGGCAGCGCGUUCGUCUGUCCAGAAUACAGACACUGGAUGAACGGGAUAGAGAUGGCGGACUCUUUCGCCUUCAACCCUUCCAAGUGGCUGAUGGUCAACUUCGACUGCACUGCCAUGUGGGUCCGGGACAGCACCGCUCUGCAUCGGACCUUCAACGUCAACCCGAUUUACCUAAGGCAUGAGAAUUCAGGAAAAGCUAUCGAUUAUAUGGUAGGCUCUCAAGUGUCAAACGUAAAACGAAUGUUACGCACCAAAGAGGUUAAAAUUAAUGAUGAAAUCAUCACGAAUGAUAAAGAACUGACAAAAACAAAUGAAAACCUGAACAACGAUGAAGAUUUGCCUGAUGAUGGAUUCAACAGCGGUGAUUCAAAUCAUGAUCUCUACGAUGAAGAUGAGGGUCUACAUGGUUAUGAUAAGAUGUCUCCUGGGUGCGGCGAGAAGAUCCAGCUGGAGAAUCCUGACAAGAAGGAAUAUUUACAUUGGCAGAUUCCCCUGAGUCGUCGCUUCAGGGCCUUGAAGCUGUGGUUUGUGCUGAGGAACUAUGGCGUCACCGGUCUUCAGAAGCAUAUUCGAGAGAGCGUUCGUUUGGCGCAGAAGUUUGAGGCGUUGGUUUUGGCUGACCAGCGGUUCGAAAUCCCGCAACCAAGGAAUCUAGGCAUGGUGGCCUUCCGCAUGAAGGGCGACAACGCCCUCACCGAGCGUCUCCUCAAACGUCUCAACGCCCGCGGCUAUAUUCACGCCGUACCGGCCUGCUUCAAGGGCACAUACGUCAUCCGUUUCACCGUGACGUCACAGAGGACUACCAAUCAGGACAUACUUGAUGAUUGGAACGAGAUUAAGAAAGUGGCUUCUGAGAUCCUGAUGGAGGUCUUCGGAUCUGACAAUGGCAACAUCGUCGUGCACAAGAAGCCUAGGAUCUCUCUCAAAGAGACUCGUGAGCUGAAUGCGACCUUCGGCACCAGUCUACUCCUGGCCAACAGCCCGAUGAGCCCCAAGAUAGUGAACGGCACCCACGCGGCCAUCUGCGACUAUGAGCAGGUGCUCACAUCCUGCGCGCAGACCUUCGCGCAGCUUAAGAUGGAACCGAAGGACAGUCCUGAGAUGCGUCGUCGCAUCCGCGCGAUCAAGAUGUGCGGGAAGAAGCUCUCCCUGGACUCCUGCAUGGACAUGGUCCAGGGGAUGAUGGUGGAACAGUCCCUCCCACUCUGCCACGAAGAGGGGGAGGAUGUCUCUAACGGAUCGAGCCCCGGUGACAGGUCCUCGCUGUCUCCUUCACCUGUCACCAUCAAAGCAGACGCCAGCCCGGAAUCGAACCAGCUACAACUCCCCACCAGGCAAUACCGCUCCAAAUCCGUUGACGUCUCCUUAACUGGUCUCAAACUCGACGACGCUAAAAUAACCAUUGAUGUUAAAAACAAUGAAAUAAUAAUAACACCUACAGGCUCAAAAGCUAUCACCGAUCCAAUCAAUGAUACACAGAAAUCAGUACACUUCAGCGAUCUAGAAGAAAAAUUAAACAUUGGAGACAAAAUCACUCAGGCAUUCGAAAAUUUCCAAGACGGUCUGCAAAUGCUUAGCGAAUUUAGACCGAAUGACAAUGAAAAUAAAGUUGAAAAUAAAGAUGAAUGUGAUACUAAACUCACUAUUAGAGGCCCCGGUAGUUAUAUUAAGAAGCUAAUUCAGCAGUUUAGUGAGGAUCCUUUUGGAACUGAAGAUGCUAAGCCAGAAGCUGAUAGAGGCAGCUCAAGCCAAACGAUAAAGGAAAAAGCUGACGCUAUUUGUAAAAAAUGUCUACAUUACAAGGGUAAGAUGUCUAAGUAAAUGUGUAACUUGGCAAUAAUAAUUACGGCAAUGGAAACGGUGUGUUUAAAUGUUUAGGUAAACUAAAUAUCGAA
Messenger RNA from Cydia fagiglandana, 2865 nucleotides. It is a transcript of the gene Hdc, whose product is annotated as histidine decarboxylase. The transcript is spliced from 19 exons. Bases 143 to 2791 code for a protein of 882 amino acids. The record is from RefSeq and is a predicted model, not a curated record. Lineage: Eukaryota; Metazoa; Arthropoda; Insecta; Lepidoptera; Tortricidae. Gene Ontology annotation, cellular component: cytoplasm. Gene Ontology annotation, molecular function: pyridoxal phosphate binding; histidine decarboxylase activity. Gene Ontology annotation, biological process: L-histidine catabolic process; histamine biosynthetic process.